GUUGCUUUGAGGGAAGAAGCCGAGAGGCUAUGGCGGCGACCGCAGGCUGUGCCCUGUCCGUGUCCCUGAUUGUCCGGCAGGGAGAGCAAGCGGGUACUGAGUGACCCCGGCUGGUGGGUGGGGAGCCAGACGGGAGGCCCCUCACCCUCUCCCCUCCCUCAUGCCCACCCCGAGUGUCCCGCGGCGAGAAGCGGAGUGCGGCGGCCUCCCCUCUGCCCCGGCCUCCUCCAACAACGACAGUUCCCAGGCCAGCCCGUGCCCCCCGCUACCUCAGAACGGGCCUGGGCCCGACACCGGGCCAGGAGCGACACCACCGGUCAGCUCUUCACCGGCUGUCCCCUUUCCCCAGCCGCCGGCCCCGGCACCUUCUCCUGUACCGGCCCCUCUCCGAGUCUUGCCGCUACCCGAUCAGGCUGGACCCCACGCAGGCGCUAGCGCUCAGUCCCGGCCCCUUUCGGGAGGCGGUGGUAGCAGCGGCGGGAUGCCUCCCUCCCCGGCGUUGAUGAAGACCGUGGCGGUUAGCACCACGGCGGCGGCGGCAGCAGCAACCGGGAACCCGCUCCCAGCCUCCAGGGCUCCUGCUGUCACCGUCCAAAGGAUCAGCGUCUCUUCCCCGCAAGUCAAAACCUCUUCCCCACUCCUGCAAAACCUCCAGGUGCCAGCAGGUAUGGUGCUUGUUCGAAGUGACAGACAGUUAGUGUUGGUUCCACAGAAAGUCAUUGCUCAGGCCCAGGCUAAAGCCCAAGCACAAGCUGGAAACACCUCAUCUGCAGUGUCUACUGGCACACCUUCAGUCCGAAUUUCUACCAUACAGGCGACUGGAACCCCGAGGAUUCCCAAUCAACUGAAAACAUCUACCCAGCAAAUGAACCAAUUCCAAGCUGGAGGCCAGACAAGUGCUACACCACAACGGAUCACAGUUGUGCAGCCACAGGCUGCAGGUGGAGCAAUUGUACCAAAGACUGUAUCAACCAUCGUCCAAAAGCAAGCAUUGGCACCAGCAGACCGAUCAGUUACUGUGCCCAUAGUGCAGACCGCUGCUUCUCCGGAAACUUUGGAAAAUGUGAAGAAAUGCAAGAACUUCCUUGCAACAUUAAUUAAGCUGGCUUCCAGUGGUUCUCAAUCACCACAAAUGUCUAGUAAUGUGAAGGCUUUAGUGCAGAAACUGUUGGAUGGGAAGAUGGAAGUAGAGGAAUUUACGGACCAGUUGUAUAAAGAGCUCAAGUCUUCACCACAGCCUUACCUUGUGCCUUUUCUCAAGCGAAGUUUACCUGCCUUGCGGAAGUUGAUGCCGAAUUCUCAGGCUUUCAUUCAACAGUGCCUACAGAAACCUGUGACUCCAGCUGCUCCCAUUGCAGCUCUGUCCGGUGUGUCAAAACAAGUCAACCCAGGGCAGGCAUCAAAGAACAUGACUGUAACAAGUGCUUCACAGCCGACAAAAGUCCUGCAGAGCUUUCCAUCGCCACAGGUGGUUGUCCAACAGUCCAGAGUACUAGCAAAGUCCCAAGCAAACACGCUGCCACAGACUCAGACAGUGACUUUGCAAAAAACUCCAAACCAUAUCAUUGUGCCCGUACCUCAAAAUCAGGCCAAAGAAACUCAAGCAGGUGCUGCAACAUUGGUGACAAAAGUAACACUCGCACAAGUUAACAAGAAUCCAACAAGUGUUCUACUACGAGCCCCACCUGGUCAAAUACUGAAAAAAGAGGUUGGAGGUACAACUUUCAGGGAGGAGGAUGACAUCAAUGAUGUGGCCUCCAUGGCUGGGGUUAAUGUCAACGAAGAGAGUGCACGCAUUCUUGCAACAAAUUCCGAAUUGGUGGGCACUAUCAUCCGGUCCUGUAAAGAUGAAGCAUUUCUCUCCUCUGCGUCCCUGCAGAAAAAAGCUUUGGAAAUAGGGAAAACACAUGGUGUGACAGAGGUGAGCUCUGACGUUUUGAGCACCAUAUCUCAUGCAACGCAAGAGCAUUUACGGGAGCUAGUGGAAAAGCUCACGGUAAUUGCACAGCACCGGAUGAUGACAUACAAGGAUGAUGACCGAUACAGCCUAAUGAAUGAUACCCGGUCACAACUGAAGUUUUUCGAGCAGUUGGAUCGACUGGAGAAACAGCGGAAAGAUGAAGAUGAAAGAGAAACACUGCUAAGAUUAGCAAAGAGUCGAACCAAACACGAAGACCCAGAACAACUUAGGUUAAAGCAAAAAGCCAAAGAGAUGCAACAAUUAGAACUUGCACAGCUGCAGCAACAGGAAGCAAAUCUAGCAGCACUGGCUGCCAUUGGACCAAGGAAAAGAAAAAUGCCUGAUUCGCCAGGUCUCCGAACAGGAAAUGAGGGAUUGAGCGGAAGUGGCAAUACGGCUGGUGGCCUUCGAGUGACACAGGCCCGACCCUACUUACGGCAGAGGGUAACACGAGUCAAUCUCAGGGAUCUCAUCCUCUGCUUGGAGCAGGACCAAGCAAGGAAACACUCACUGCUCCUGUACCGAGCCUAUCUCAAGUGAAGAAAAUGUACAUGUUGGAUUUAUGCUGGUUGCACACAGUUCUGAAUGAUUUCUACAUGUUGCUUCUAGAAACUGAGACGCUGAACCUUGGGUCGCCCUUGUUUACUCAUGACAUUUCAUUUUUAAAGAAAACUGACGGGUAUAACUGAUUUAGUUUCAAGGAUGAAGCUGAAUUCUUGAAAGGCAAGAUGUGGAUUAUGUAUAAUUUUCUGGCAUCACUUGUGAAAUUUAGUUCCCUCCUGUUGAAAGAUUGAGAGAACUGAGAUGGAGCAGGUAUAUAUUAUUUAUAUGUAUGAUUGUAAUUGUUCUAAGUUGAACUUCCCUACUGAUAACUGUGAUACGCCUUGUUGUUAAAGAGCUUGCAAUGUCGUCUUCCCCUCAGGUGUGCUUUCUCUGUUUUUGUCCUGGGACAUGUUGCCCUGUCAGGAUAAAUCCCUGCCUGCAAUUUUUUUUGAGAUUUUGGAGCUGCCAAUUGUGCAGGGUGGGUAUGUCUGCUGUUCCUCCAGUACUGCUUGCACAUUGCACCCCUCCAUCAGUGAGUUUUAACCAUUACUGCAUCACAGACUUGGUUUUGCAUAUCAGACUUGAACCAGUUAGUUUUGCCUGUCUUCUUAAACCACUUCCGAGCAAUAAUUUUGUGCCCAAUUGAACCAUUCCCUGGUGACGUAGUGCCCUUUUUCUUGAUUUUCUAAGCACUGACUGCAGGAAAAGGGAAUAUCUCCCAUUUUCCAGCCCUUUCACUUUAAUUAAUAUGCCUUUUUCAGGGUUUCAGUUGUAACUUUGCCUGCUUACCAAUCUACUGUGGGCUUUCAGAAGUGUGUGGCAUUAUAAGAAGCCAAUCACAUUCCAGCAGACAUUCAAAAAUUAAUACCUAAGAAAGCAAUGCCGCUCCUGUCACUGCACUGACUAUUUAACUAUUAGCUUUGACAAAGCCUGGAUGAGUAUUUAACUAAGUCAGUUACUAAUCGUGCUGAAAUAAAACUACAGUAAUUCAGUUCGUGUUUAGCAAAAGUGUGGAGUUGAACUGAGGCCCACUAUUGAUAACUGUUCCCAGUGUUUUGAUUAUUAUAUUCAGAAUUCCUGAUUUUGCUUUUUUUGUAAAUAUCUGAGAUGAAGUUGAGUCACAGAUAUGCCUAAACUGCAUGUAGAUUCUGUUGAACUGUAAUCGUUUAAGGUUUUACCCAGCGGCUUUGUGGGUUUCAGUGCAUACGCUGUAGCUUAGCACCCAGAGCUGUACUGUGGGAGAGCUGGACAUGCUACCUCUUAAGUAAAGUGGACUAAAGGGAUCAAUGUCUGAAGAUGUUGUUCCCCUGAACCCCUGUCCAGCAUGUAGACCAAUCAAUGUGACCAAAACUGAUAUUAACCAGCCAUUUAUUUACUGUGUGAAACCAGGUUAUUGCCUUUGCCCAAAGAGCCAGAUUUGGCCACACUUGCAAAGUAGUUGAACUUGCAAAGUAGUGUAACAAGCCAUUCUGUUCCUUACUUGGGGUACCUGUCCUAUCUGCCUCUGAAGAAAGCAGGGAAUUGGGGUUUCAUUUGCAUUUUCUGUUGAUCCUCUAAGUGUCUGACAUUAUUUAUUCCUUGUCCUGGGAACAUAACAAAUGGAAACAAAUUUGAGGUGACUUAGCUCGACAUUCAAUAAUCAUUCUGUGAAAAGCUGCACUCCUCCAUCUACAAUUUCAGGUCUUCCACUCUGGACAUGGCUUCUUCCCUUACAAAAGAAUGUUCUUGAUCUGUUGUAUUAAUUACUUUCGCACUACCGACUAUGGUCACCUCCAAUACAUUCCUUUUUAAUAUUGUCUGCCAACUGACACCUUGCUGAGCAGGUGCACGUUUGUAUGUAGGGAUGGGAAUGGUUAUCUGAACAUCUGAAAGAAUCCUUGUAAUUCUCAUCUAACCUCUGCUCCUCCCCACAUGUUAGAUGCGUGAGCAAGUUAUGAGUUGCUGCACUUGUGAGAGGGGUCUGUGGUUUCCUGGUUGGUCCCCUCCAUCAGCCAAAGACCCACGCUUUAUGGGGUGUGUCUCUGGAGACCAACUCCAAUCCUAGGAUUUCUAUUUUUUUGCAGCUGCCCUCUUUGAAAAGCAAGUGAGGAAACUCGGCAGAAUUGCUUUAGCAGGCACAAGGCCGAAUGUGGUCUUAGAAUGAGCUUCCAGCCUGUUCGAUCAUUCGUGUGUCAGCAAAGCCUCAGCGAGCAGUGAUGUCAGGCAUCAUGUCGAGAGAGUGAGAUGAGUGCACGAAGGCCAGAACAACUGGGUUCUUCUCGGCUGUUAUCUCUCCUGCCGGUGCCCCUACCUCUCCGUGUAGAGAUUUGCCUCAUUCCUGCAUGGUGUCGAUUCAGGCAUGGCCUUUUUUUUUUUGCGUUCUUGUGAAUUUCUCUCACUGCUCCUCCCACCCCAUUGUUAGAUUCGAGCAGACAAGGUGUAGAAAGUAUAGUUGUGGCCAUCAUGUUAAAGCACAGUGGCAACAUGAUGUUCACAACAUUAUUCAGCCACUUUAACACAUCCAGUGUGAUGUUUAGUGUGUUUUUUUUUUCCCCCAUUAAGGAUAGAUGGAAUUUUUUUAAUGUGUGUGUAUAUUAAGCAGCUCAGUUCCUUGGGGAUAUUCUGCAAUAGAAAUGUAAUUUUGAUGCCAUUUUGAGUAAUAUAUAGAAUGUGAUUUUUAUUUUUCAUAAUGUAAAGGUGGGUAAUGACAUGAAAUGUGAAAUAGUUUUCAUGUCUCCGCUGCUUCAUAGUUGCCUCCAAUGUUUUGGAAGUUGGAGGUACAGAAAAGAGAAUGAUGUUCCUUAUGCCACUUGCUGUCCUUUUGGAAUUUCUGGAGCACCUCUGAGCCAAUUAAAACUGGCUCAGUAAAUAGUAAAAUGAGAUGCAAACCUAAGUUAUAUAUAAAAGAAUGUUUUGACCCGUGUGCAUUAUUACUAGUAUCAGGUUCCUUUAUUUGUACAUAAUCCUACAGGCAGUAAAAUUAUUUUUAUUGUGAUGUACAUAAC
This is a messenger RNA of Stegostoma tigrinum, 5487 nucleotides long. Its product is annotated as transcription initiation factor TFIID subunit 4-like. The transcript is spliced from 15 exons. The coding region runs from base 161 to 2500 and encodes 779 amino acids. Gene Ontology annotation, cellular component: transcription factor TFIID complex. Gene Ontology annotation, molecular function: protein heterodimerization activity; RNA polymerase II general transcription initiation factor activity; DNA binding. NCBI's taxonomy places the organism in Eukaryota, Metazoa, Chordata, Chondrichthyes, Orectolobiformes, Stegostomatidae. Gene Ontology annotation, biological process: DNA-templated transcription; transcription initiation at RNA polymerase II promoter. The record is from RefSeq and is a predicted model, not a curated record.